CUUCGUAUGCUUCUUCUUCUUCCUCCUCCCUCUUCCCGUCGCAAACUCUCGUCUUCAACAAACGUAUCCCAUGAUCGCGCCAUUCCCAAUUUUCCAUCUCACCGGCGCCUGGUCAUUCGGGCUCUGCUCAUUAUCCGAUAUAUAAAAUAAUCUUAUCAAAGUUUUUCCCGCCAUGUCUUUCUCUUCAACUCCAGCUCGACUAACGCUGCUCGCUCUCCUGUCCGCCACCACCGUGUACUGCUUCUACAGGUCUCGCCGUCUCAAGCUACUCAAGCUCUCCACAAACCCUAACCCUAAUCCCCGUUCCAAUGGCGAACCUGCGGUUUCCAUCAAGAGAGGGAAGCUCUUCUUCGUCUCCCAAACCGGGACUUCCAAAACCCUAGCUCGCCAGCUCCACGAUCUCUUGAACUCGAACGGGCUCUCGUUCGAGCUCGUCGACGUGAAAAGCUACGAGCCGGAGGAUCUAGCUAAGGAGAGUCUGGUUCUGAUUAUUGCUUCCACUUGGGAAGACGGGAAGCCGCCGGCGGGUGCCGAAUUCUUUGCUAAUUGGCUCGCGGAGAGCGCCGAUGAUUUCAGAGUCGGGUCGCUGCUGCUUUCGAAAUGCAGAUUCGCGGUGUUUGGUGUUGGAAGCAGAGGUUAUGGAGAUUCCUUCAAUGCGGUGGCUAGAGAUUUUAGCAGACGGUUGAGAGGAUUAGGUGGGAAUGAGAUUUUGCCGGUUGGGGAAGGUGAUGUUGAUGGCGGGGAGCUGGAUGGUGUUUUUGAGGAAUGGAGCAGGGAGAUUGUUAAGGCAUUGAAGGUGAGUGGGUUGGAGAAUGGGAUCAGUGUUGAACAGAGCUUGAAUGUUGGUACUGGGGAUGAAUUCUACAGUGACGAAGAUGAUGAUAAUGAGGAUGACAUGGAAUCGGUGGUCGUUGAUUUAGAGGAUAUAGCAGGGAAAGCCCCAUUUAGGAAAUUAGGUGGUGCAACUGCUGAAACUAAUGGGAAACUGAGUAAUGGUCCUAAAGAAAUGGUGACUCCUGUGAUUAGAGCAAACUUGGAAAAACAGGGUUACAAAAUCCUUGGCUCGCAUAGUGGUGUUAAGAUCUGUAGAUGGACUAAAUCUCAGCUUAGAGGUCGUGGAGGUUGCUACAAGCAUUCCUUCUAUGGGAUAGAGAGUCAUAGGUGUAUGGAGGCCACUCCAAGUUUGGCUUGUGCCAACAAGUGUGUUUUCUGUUGGAGGCACCACACAAAUCCCGUAGGAAAGAGCUGGCAGUGGAAAAUGGACGAUGCCUUGGAAAUUGUUAAUUCUGCCUUAGAUCAGCAUAAAAAGAUGAUCAAGCAAAUGAAAGGAGUCCCUGGUGUUACCCAGGAACGAUUAGCUGAAGGUCUCUCCCCUAGACAUUGUGCUUUAUCACUAGUUGGGGAACCUAUAAUGUACCCGGAGAUUAAUACACUUGUUGAUGAACUACAUACUAGGAGAAUAUCAACUUUCCUAGUUACAAAUGCCCAGUUCCCAGACAAAAUAAAAAUGCUCAAACCUAUCACUCAGUUAUAUGUAAGUGUAGAUGCUGCAACAAAGGAAAGUCUGAAAGCAGUUGAUAGACCACUCUUUGGAGACUUCUGGGAGCGGUUCACAGAUUCAUUGACAGCUCUGAGGGAUAAACAUCAACGAACUGUGUACCGUUUGACACUUGUCAAAGGGUGGAACACAGAGGAGUUAGAUGCUUAUUUUGAGCUAUUCAGCCUCGGGCAGCCUGAUUUUGUCGAAAUCAAAGGAGUCACUUACUGUGGAUCGUCAGCAACAUCAAAAUUGACGAUGGAGAAUGUACCGUGGCAUGCUGAUGUGAAGGCCUUCUCAGAGGCAAUAGCGCUGAAGAGCAAAGGGGAGUAUGAAGUUGCUUGUGAGCACGCCCACUCAUGCUGUGUCCUGCUGGCGAAAACUGACAAGUUCAAAGUGAAUGGCCAGUGGUUUACCUGGAUAGACUAUGAGAAGUUCCACGAUCUGGUUGCUUCUGGGAAAUCCUUUGACAGUACGGAUUAUAUGGCUGCAACACCUUUGUGGGCUGUGUAUGGAGCUGAAGAAGGAGGGUUUGAUCCUGUUCAAGCUCGAUAUAGGAAAGAGCGGAAUCAUAGACCAAAGCCCUGAGUCCUGACUGAUCAGGUUUGAGAGUCGGGUCCCUGUUUUUAUAUCUUUGUCUUUCCUUCGGUCAGCUAAACUAUAACAGAACUACAAACUGAGCCAGGAAGCAAACAGGGGACUCGAGCAAGCCGUUGUGGCAGUGAGUUGAGUAAAGAUUGAAUGAUUAGAAAUAUACAACAUCCUGUUUUACACAGUUUUGAUGCGGAGAUCAUAUAUUCUGUUGUGGUCUGUAGUAAGACUCUUUCUGUGAUCAUAGCUUAGUAAGAAUACUUUCAAGUGGCAUGUAGACUCUACAAUGCCCGUGCACACAUCAGCUACCCAUGGAACGGAAAUUUUGCAUUUUUGGUGUUUCUGCCUGAAGUUGAGGGUGUCAGACAUGAUAGAUUUGUUCAAAUUGGACUAAAUUUGAGGCAGGGAAGCUGCUGACAGAUUUCAGCCAUGCUUUUGGUCGCCAUGCAUGUUGUCACUUUUCUUGGCUUGUUCUAUUGAUUCCUCAAGUUCUGUCUCUCCAGUUUCCACCAUCCUCACCUUCAAGGAAAAGUAAUGAUAGUGAUGUGGAUUAAGGGUAUUUUAUGGCCUUUGAACUGUGCCAAGUUUAUGAAGGGUAUUACAAGGUUUAAACGAAGAUUCACAAAUCCGUAUUGGAGGUUGUACCGAAAAAAUCAGCA
Molecule: messenger RNA, 2787 nt
Organism: Linum tenue
Lineage: Eukaryota; Viridiplantae; Streptophyta; Magnoliopsida; Malpighiales; Linaceae
Source: the annotation of a GenBank genome assembly